UUGUUGAGGUACUAUCAACCUCCGAACAAUUUAACACAGACAAAUAUUUUUAAAUGUGCUCUGCUGUGUGAAAAAUGACCACACGCGGUCUGCUUGAAACCACUCCUCCUCUUGGAACAAGUCAAGGCCUCAUAACCGCUCCCACUUCCUGUUUCUGAAAAACACCCAAAUCUUUUCCUGUAUUGCAUCAGUAUUAGAGAAACUCACACAGUCACUGACACUGAGAGGAGAAAUGGCACAGAAAGGAGUUCAGCUGGACCAAGAAACCUUCUCUUGUUCCAUCUGUUUGGAUCUACUGAAGGAUCCAGUGACUACAACCUGUGGACACAGCUACUGCAUGAACUGUAUUAACACUUUAUGGGACAAAGAGGAAGAGAAGAAGAAAAUCUGGAGCUGUCCUCAGUGCAGGAAGACUUUCACACCGAGGCCUGUCCUGGUUAAAAACAUCAUGUUAGCAGCUUUAGUGGAGCAGCUGAAGAAGACUGGACUCCAAGCUGCUCCAGCUGAUCACUGCUAUGCUGGACCUGAAGAUGUGGCCUGUGAUUUCUGCACUGGGAGGAAGCUGAAAGCCAUCAAGUCCUGUUUAGUCUGUCUGGCCUCUUACUGUGAGAAACACCUCCAACCUCACUAUGAAUCUCAAACUUUUAGAAAGCAUACGCUUGUUAAAACGUCUGUGAAGCUCCAGGAGAACAUCUGCUCUCGUCAUGAUGAGGUGAUGAAGAUUUUCUGUCGUACUGAUCAGCAGAGUAUCUGUUAUCUCUGCACAAUGGAUGAACAUAAAGGCCAUGAAACAGUCCCAGCUGCAGCAGAAAGGACUGAGAAGCAGAAGGAGCUCGAGGUGAGACGACUAAACAUCCAGGAGAGAAUCCAGGAGCGAGAGAAAGAUGUGAAGCUGCUUCAACAGGAGGUGGAGGCCAUCAAUGGCUCUGCUGAUAAAGCAGUGGAGGACAGUGAGAAGAUGUUCACUGAGCUGAUCCGUCUCAUCCAGAAAAGAAGCUCUGAUGUGAAGCAGCAGGUCAGAUCCCAGCAGGAAACUGAAGUGAGUCGAGUCAAAGAGCUUCAGGAGAAGCUGGAGCAGGAGAUCGCUGAGCUGAAGAGGAAAGACGGCGAGCUGGAGCAGCUCUCACACACAGAGGAUCACAACCAGUUUCUACACAACUACCCCUCACUGUCAGCACUCAGUGAGUCUACACACUCAUCCAGCAUCAAUAUUCGUCCUCUGAGCUACUUUGAGGAUGUGACAGCAGCUGUGUCAGAGACCAGAGAUAAACUACAGGACAUUCUGAGAGAGGAAUGGACAAACAUCUCACUGACAGUCACUGAAGAGGAUGUUUUACUGUCACCAGCAGAGCCAAAGACCAGAGCUGGAUUCUUAAAAUAUUCACGUCAAAUCACACUGGAUCCAAACACAGCAUUUAGAUAUCUUUUAUUAUCUGAGGGGAACAGAAAAGCAAGAUUUCUGAAACAACAACAGUCUUAUUCUGAUCAUCCAGACAGAUUCACAUUUUGGAGUCAGGUCCUGAGUAGAGAGAGUCUGACUGGACGUUGUUACUGGGAGGUGGAGUGGAGAGGAAAAGCAGUUUUUAUAGCAGUCACAUACAAGAAUAUCAGCAGAGAGGGAGAGUCAACUGAAUGUGCUAUUGGAGCAAAUAAUAAAUCUUGGGGAUUACGUUGCGACAACAACAGUUAUAUAUUUCUGCACAACAAAGUCCAAACUGAGCUCUCAGGUCCUCGGUCCUCCAGAGUAGCAGUGUACCUGGAUCACAGAGCAGGUAUUCUGUCUUUCUACAGCGUCUCUGAAACCAUGACUCUCCUCCACAGAGUCCAGACCACAUUCACUCAGCCGCUCUAUGCUGGACUUUUAUUUUUUGAGGGCGUCUCUGCAGAAUUCAUUAAACUGAAAUAAAUGUCACUGAGGGACAGUUGAUUAAAAUGUGAUUUAGUUUUGACUUUCCUUUGGUCUCCAUCAUUGUUGCUCAGACCACAUUGUCACUAAUGCCCACUUUGUUGCCUCUGACAUGGGACUCAUCUCUACACUAGUGUGUGUAGCAUCCAGCACUGUUCCAUUUACAUGUACAUACUUCCCUUAGGCAGUAUUAUUAGAAGGCAUAGCAUGUGGGCAUAUAUUCUCGUUGUUAUACAGUGAAAUGUUGAUUUACUUACAAAACAAUGUUGGUUAAAAUGUCUGUUUUUGUUUCCAGUUUCUUUGGUCUCCACAUUUUUGCAGAGCACUCGUCGUUGUGCAGUUUCCUGUCAGUCACACUUUACAGAUACUAUUUUGAUAUCUUGUCAUUUAUUGUCUAAUUAAUAACUGACUUUGUUUGAACAAAGAAAAUUUUCAUUACAUUUACAUAUAUUUGUUGUUGUUGUUGAAAUCAUCAAUCAGUUCAAGAAACAGCUUGUUUUGGGUUUUUUACAUUGAUAAAUGCAGCUUUUUACGCUCAUGAAUGAAUUUGCAGUUAUUU
Molecule: messenger RNA, 2465 nt
Organism: Pelmatolapia mariae (spotted tilapia)
Lineage: Eukaryota; Metazoa; Chordata; Actinopteri; Cichliformes; Cichlidae
Product: tripartite motif-containing protein 16-like
Exons: 1
Coding region: 233-1906 (557 amino acids)
Molecular function (GO): protein binding; zinc ion binding
Source: RefSeq, a predicted model, not a curated record